GUCCGCCUCCCCCCUCCCCUCCCCUUCCCCUCCCCCCUUCUUCCCUGACUCGACGCCAUCCUGUCCCCCUCCUCACCGCCCCGCCCCGCCCCGCCCCGCCCCGCCUCGUUCCCCGCACCCCAAACCCUAACCCUAGACGAGCCCGCCGCCCACCAUGGCCAGCAGUAACGUCUCCACGGUCUACAUCUCCGUCAUCGACGACGUCAUCUCCAAGGUCCGCGAGGACUUCAUCUCGUACGGCGUCGGCGACGCCGUCCUCAACGAGCUCCAGGCGCUCUGGGAGAUGAAGAUGCUGCACUGCGGCGCAAUCUCCGGGAACAUCGACCGCUCCAAGGCGGCCCCCGCGGCGUCCGCAGGAACGCCCGCCGCUGGAGGGACCCCGCCAGUGCACGACCUUAACGUGCCCUACGAGGCAACCUCCGAGGAGUACGCCACCCCCACGGCGGACAUGCUGUUCCCACCGACGCCUCUACAGACCCCGAUCCAGACACCUCUUCCAGGAACUGAUACAGGGAUGUACAACAUUCCCACUGGGCCUUCAGACUAUGCCCCAUCCCCGAUUAGUGAUGUGAGAAAUGGGAUGGCCAUGAAUGGGGCUGAUCCAAAGACUGGUCGCCCGAGUCCCUACAUGCCACCACCCUCUCCCUGGAUGACUCAGAGACCUCUGGGUGUUGAUGUGAAUGUUGCUUAUGUAGAGAAUCGUGAGGACCCAGAUAGGACAGGACAGCCGUCGCAACUAACUAAGGAUUUUCUAAUGAUGUCCUCUGGAAAACGCAAGAGGGAUGAAUAUCCUGGUCAGCUCCCUUCUGGUUCUUUUGUGCCACAACAAGAUGGAAGUGCAGAUCAGAUAGUAGAAUUUGCUGUAUCAAAGAACAAUGCACAACAACUUUGGAGUUCCAUCGUGAACAAGAAAGGAACAGCAGCUAAGGGAUCUUCCACAAAAGAAACAACAAUGGCUCCAAUUAUUCCUCAACGGGAUGGGAUGGAUGACUAUAAUGAUCCAUUUUACUUCCAAGGAGUUCCAACUGAAGAUUAUAAUACCCCUGGAGAAUCUUCGGAAUAUCGAGCUCCCACACCGGCUGUUGGAACGCCAAAACCGAGAAAUGAUGCCGGAGAUGAUGAUGAACCUCCUCUUAAUGAAGAUGACGAUGAUGACGACGAGUUAGAUGACCUUGAGCAAGGGGAGGACGAGCCUAACACACAGCACCUUGUCCUUGCGCAAUUUGACAAAGUGACAAGGACAAAGAACCGCUGGAAAUGCACUUUGAAGGAUGGAAUUAUGCAUUUGAAUGGCCGUGAUGUUCUAUUUAACAAGGCUACAGGCGAGUUUGAUUUUUGAAUUUUGUGACAAAGAGGAGCUAUUUUAGAAGCUGCUGUAUCGACAUAUCUUUGUCUUUGACAUAAGAGUGAGGAGUGACAAGCGCUGGUGGGGUGAGUUUGUUCCCGUAGAGGCUUGCUCCACCCAGCGUGUCUGUUACCGUAACUGUUAUCGCUGUAAAAAUGCUACAGUUCGGACUGUUGUAGACAUUUUCCUGAGAUGGUAUCUUAAAGUUGGCGGAGGAUUUACCUUAUCUGAUUUAUGUUCUCUCUUUUCACUUCCUGUAAGAUGGAUCAAAGAAGAUUUAGUUUGCAGUAAAUGUUCUGUUACCGCAA
Messenger RNA from Oryza brachyantha (malo sina), 1653 nucleotides. RefSeq names its product transcription initiation factor IIA subunit 1-like. NCBI's taxonomy places the organism in Eukaryota, Viridiplantae, Streptophyta, Magnoliopsida, Poales, Poaceae. Gene Ontology annotation, cellular component: transcription factor TFIIA complex. Bases 155 to 1339 code for a protein of 394 amino acids. The transcript has 11 exons. The record is from RefSeq and is a predicted model, not a curated record. Gene Ontology annotation, biological process: transcription by RNA polymerase II; transcription initiation at RNA polymerase II promoter.